AGGCUCUCACAAGCUCCCGCCUCCCGGUCGUCGAUGCACGAGACUGUUGAAUAUUCAAAGUGGUGCUCCGAGAGACCGAGACAGCCCCUACUACUACUAAGCACUACUACUUAUGAUCCGAACCCAAGCGCGAUAUACUGUCGUAUCUAGUCCAUUCGGAUCUCUCUUUUGGAACACUUUUAAUCAUUGCCCCGUCUACUCGAGGGAACCGCCGCUGAUGUGAUAUCGAAGUCCUCGUGCCUGUGGACCUGUACCAACUACCAGAGUUGGAACGUUCACACCGGUGGAAGAGGAUGCACCCCGUCUAAACCUACCGUGGUCACCGUCCUCGACCCCGAUCGGGUCCUUUUUGGACAGCCGCCAACAUGAUUCGGUAUCGACGAUAUCGAGCCGUCCUCGUCCUUGCGGGUAUCGUGGUUUUCCUCCUGUAUAACCUCAGCGCGAAGUCAUCCUGGAAAUCGGUCACACACGUCGCCGAGUCAGGAAGCGGUCACUUGAGCAAAUCCGAUCCAGACAAGCAGUGGCCGGCAGCGGAUACAAACGGUGGAGAUGGCGCAGGAUUGGAUGAUGGAGUACACAAUGACGAGUCCAUCCGACGAAUCCCUCCCGCGGAAGAAGUUGAGAAGCCCGCCCAGAAACCCUCACCCUCGAAGACCGCCCCAUCCAAAACAAAGACCUCCCCUUCCGCAGCAAGCGACAACAAUCCCUACGUCGGAGGUGCGUUACCGCCCAUCGAAGAUGUCCUGCUCGAGCAUAGCGCCGGCCGCUUCGACGUCGAGCCACUUUCCAUUCCGUCGCCCAUCUUCUGGGCCCGGCAACCGGAGCACUUCCCCGUCCAGUCGACGAUCCCGCUGCCUUCUGGCACGCCGAAAGCGAUCCCAAAGAUCCAAUUCGAAUUCAAGGAGGAGUCGGCCAAAGCGAAGACCCGGCGAGAGGAACGGCUUGCGAUGAUCCAGGACUCGAUGGCGCAUGCGUGGCGCGGGUACAAAGCCACAGGAUGGGGUCACGAUGAGAUCAGGCCCGUAUCGGGGAAGAAAAAAGAUCCGUUCAAUGGGUGGGGAGCGACGUUGAUCGAUUCGUUGGAUACGCUAUGGAUCAUGGGCAUGGUCGAGGAGUUCGAGGAGGGGUUGAAACACGUAGAGAAGGUCAAUUUCAAGACGUCGGAAAGGCACGAUAUCCCGGUAUUUGAGACCACCAUUCGAUAUCUCGGGGGGCUGAUUGGCGCAUAUGAUUUGAGCGAUGGGAAGUAUCCGAUUUUGUUGGAGAAGGCGGUGGAGUUGGCGGAGAUUCUAAUGGGCGUGUUUGACACGCCGAAUCGCAUGCCGGUGCCGUAUUAUCAAUGGAAGCCCGCGUUCGCAUCUCAACCACACCGAUCGACUACUAGCAUCGUGCUGGCCGAACUCGGAUCGUUGGCUGUGGAAUUCACGCGUCUUGCUCAGUUGACCAAAGAGUCGAAGUAUUAUGAUGCGAUUGCGCGGAUUACCGACGCGCUGGAUGAGUACCAAGACCGAACGCGAGUACCUGGCUUAUGGCCGACGAGAAUAGACGCAUCCGGUUGCCAGCGUCAGAGUUCCUACGGCUCAACCAGGACGGUUACUGUUCAGCGUGCAUCUACGCUCGAUGAAGAAGUCGAUGCGGAUGAGUCGGUUCGGUUGGCGCAUAGCAAUAGUAUGCAAGGCACUACAAAACCAGAAGAUACGGAUGAGAAUGGCGAAGUUCCUCUCAAGAAGCCAAUGCCAAUCAUUUUCAAGCCGAGCUUAGGGAAGAACAAAAAUCCCGCUGCCCGAGCAGCAUCUGCGGAAGAAAAUACGGCAGACGACACCUCCAAGUCAUCCGAAGGACUAUCAAAACGCCAGCUUUCAAAGAAGAUUGAGACGGUCCCGCAAUCGGGUAACACGAUCCCGGUAAGAGCAAGAGGAGGCGAAGAGCAACCGGCGACUCCUGAAUGCACUCCACAGGGGCUCGCUUCCACCUCUCAGUUCGCAACGGAAGAGUAUACCCUCGCAUCUAUGGCGGACAGCGCAUACGAAUACCUGCCCAAGAUGCACCUUCUCCUAGGCGGCCUGUCGGACCAGUACAAUAAGAUGUAUAUCAAAGCGACCGAAGCGGCCAAAGAUAAGCUCAUUUUCCGCCCCAUGCUCCCGGACGAGGACGACGUCCUCAUUUCCGGCACUUACUACGUCAGCAGCCAGAUGCAGGGCGAAGACUUGCCCCCCAAACGCACGGGGAAGCUCUACCCGGUUGGGAGCCAUCUCAACUGUUUCGUCGGCGGCAUGUUCGCCCUGGGCGGCAAGAUCUUCAAUCGCAAGGAGGAUACCGAGAUCGGCGCCAAGUUGACCGACGCAUGUAUUUGGAAUUAUCUCAGCACCACCAGCGGCAUCAUGCCCGAGACGUUCACCACCAUCCCCUGCAAAAGCACGGCGCAGUGCAAGUGGAACGAAACCCGCUGGAUGGAGAUCCUGGAUCCGUUCGCGCGGGAGCGACAGGGGAGCUACCUGCAGCAGCUCGAGACAUACCAGUCGGCGAUGAAAGGAUUCGAUGACGACGAAGGACCUGCCGAGCCGUUGGCAGUCGUGGCGUCGAACCCGACCAAUCUCCCCUACCGCGGGCAGCAGGACAAUGAUGAUGACGAGCGGCCGAGCACCGGGACGGUCAUGAAGCGAGACCCCGACUCGCAGCUUCUAGUGCCGCAAAUGGAGGACGUUGGCGGAGAAGAUCCGGCGAGCGCGAAUAAGCCAAUGAAAGGCCGGCCGUUGAUUCUGCGCCCUAGCCCGCCGAGCCCCCCGUUGAGCCACGAGGAGUACGUCCAGACUCGAGUAAGGGAGGAGCGGAUCCCGAAGGGGUAUGCCGCCAUCAUGGAUAAACGGUAUUUGCUACGACCCGAAGCCAUUGAAUCGGUCUUCUACCUUUAUCGCAUCACUGGCGAUCCGAAGUACCGGGAGGCCGGGUGGAAGAUGUUCGAGAACGUCGACCGGCGCACGCGCACGACCAUCGCCGCGUCGGCCAUCGACGAUGUCACCAAAGGGAACCCACUGCAUCGGGACGAGAUGGAAAGCUUCUGGACGGCGGAGACGUUGAAGUAUUUCUAUCUGCUGUUCGCGAAGGAGGAUGUGGUGAGUUUGGAUGAUUGGGUGUUCAACACGGAGGCGCAUCCCUUUAAGAUGCCGACGUCUCCACCAAAGUAACCCUAGAAGCGCUAAGAAGCCCCAUUGUUUUUUGUGUUGGCGAUUUUAUAUACGUGCAGAAUACCCGGUAUACUUAUUGGAUUAGGGGUACAUUGCGAGAGUCCGGAGGCCAUCUGGUCCCGUACUGCAUGAAAUAUAGCGCAUGCUAGUCUCUAAAUGAUAUUUGGAUUAAUUC
This is a messenger RNA of Eremomyces bilateralis CBS 781.70, 3360 nucleotides long. RefSeq names its product seven-hairpin glycosidase. Lineage: Eukaryota; Fungi; Ascomycota; Dothideomycetes; Eremomycetales; Eremomycetaceae. The record is from RefSeq and is a predicted model, not a curated record. Gene Ontology annotation, cellular component: endoplasmic reticulum; Golgi membrane. Bases 366 to 3185 code for a protein of 939 amino acids. Gene Ontology annotation, molecular function: mannosyl-oligosaccharide 1,2-alpha-mannosidase activity; calcium ion binding. Gene Ontology annotation, biological process: N-glycan processing; carbohydrate metabolic process. The transcript has 3 exons.